Molecule: messenger RNA, 3464 nt
Organism: Cricetulus griseus (Chinese hamster)
Lineage: Eukaryota; Metazoa; Chordata; Mammalia; Rodentia; Cricetidae
Source: RefSeq, a predicted model, not a curated record
AUGGUCACACCGAAAAUCCAGCAAUUCCUUUAUGUAAACUCUUCAGCCAUUGCUCACCUGUCUGUGAAUUUGCUUAGCCUCAGAGUCUUCUCAGCACUGACCAGCUGUGGUACCACAGUGUUCCUGUUUCAGGGGGCCGUGGUGAAGGCAAGAGUGUUUGGGGUGAGCUGUCUGACUUGGCGGUGUUUGUCUUCCUUGCAGGCGAUUUUAGUGAAUAAUAUCACCACAGGCGAGAGGCUCAUCAGAGAACUGCAAGACCAGCUGAAGGCUCUGCAGAGGAGUUAUGGCAUCCUGCAGCAGGACAUCUUUCAGUUCCAGAAGAACCAGUCCAGCAUGGAGAUGAAGUUCACCUAUGACCUGAGCCGGUGUGUUAACCGGAUGAAAGAGGUGAAGGAACAGUGUGAAGAACGGGUGGAAGAGACGACCAGAAAGAGAAAUGAAGCAGUGGUUUCCAGAGAUGCGGGUGAAAGAAAUGACCAGCCUCAGCAGGACCUCAAGCCUCAGCCCAAGCUUCAGCAAAUGGUCCCGCCAAAGGAACAGGUGCCACAAGGGAAAGGGGAUGUGCCCACAAACAAGUCCCAGGCACCAGCCCCCAGUUCAGAGGUGUUGAAACCACAUAAACAGAAUGAGGAAGCCAGUGAGGUUCAGGGUGGCAGUGAGAAGCACGGUCUGGGACCACAGAAGGCAUCAGUCCAAGAACUGGCCCCCGUGAAUGGCACAGUUGUAGGAGCUGGGAAACUUCAGACCACACAAGUGCCAGUUGACUUGUUGGCCAGGCCUCAGAAGGAUUCUCAGGACCCUGAGCGGGACCAGCUUGUCAUCCAAGGGCGGGAGAAGCAGCAUCCUGCUGAAGAGAGGGACCAGCAGAACCUGGGCGAUGAAUAUAACAUGGAUGAAAAUGAAGCAGAGUCUGAGAGAGACAAGCAGGCAGUCCUUGCAGGGAACGACAGAGAUACAUAUGUUUUUAAUGCUGACGAUCAGAAGAGAGGCCCAAUAAAUUUAUCCAAUGGGGAUGAAAAGCAGCAGAGUCUCAUCCAGAAUCAAGUAGAAGUCCAUAUUCCUCAACAGGCCUGAACAGAGAUCCUACGAAGACUCAACUGUGAAAUGGACAAAGUAAAAUGGGCAUUGGCUGAUGAUUACUAUGGGGUCUAAUCAGUACAUUUUAGCGAAGAACAAUGGGACUGUCUCAGACAGUUUGGGGCUUCUUUUAAAGAGUCUACAAAGGAUGUCAAAAUUGGUUAAGCUUUCUUCACAGGUAUUUCUGGAGCAAGUUGGGCAACACUGAAAAGAGAAAAGAGGUGGUCCUGUAUGGGGCAGCAGAACCUCAUCAUUCUGCAGUGUAAGACAGAGCAGCCUGUAGGCCAGCUUCUCCCCCUUUUUGUGCUGCUGCUUGCCCGUGUCUGUUCACUGGUACCAAGAAUGGCUCAUCUCUCCUGUACAUACUUGAUUCUAUUAUUGAUGGCCUAGAGCUCUCACUGUCAGCAUAAACACCACUGGUCAGUUUGGACAAAUCUCAAUACAAAGCUGUUCUGUGCAAGCAGCAAAUAGAGACAGCCACAACACCUGGUUAACUCUAGGACUCAGAAGGCUGGAGCAGGAAGACUGCUAUAGGUUCUGGGACAGCCUGAGCUACAUAGUAAAUUCAAGUCAGGUUGGGCAAGAAGGUAAGACCUGUCUCAAAACACCAAUCAAGGGCUUUCUUUCUUUCUUUCUUUCUUUCUUUCUUUCUUUCUUUCUUUCUUUCUUUCUUUCUUAAAGACUACUGGUUUGAACAACCUGUUAUUCUUUUGAUGUUCAGAACAUUAUUAAGUUACUCAAUGUGAGUACCUAUGGUCUCUACCUUGCUUUCUGUUUGAGUGGGCAAAGGGAAAUCUCUAGUAAGGCACUGCCCCUCACCAGCCAAGGCUGGACUGGGCUCUGGACAACAGCUGCAUGGGCAGCCAAGACGCUGGGGGAGCAUCGCAAGGACAGAGGCCCAGGGACUUGUGUUGCCAAGGUAGUCCAGGAAGAAGGGCUGGCUGCUGUGGGAUACCCAGGUUAAAGUUGGGGACGCCUACAAAGGGAAGAGAAACACACCAGCAGCCUUGUUCUCUGUAGUUUAUGUGUGGUUUGAAAAACGCACAGGCUUCAUGUAGUUCACAAAACCUGCUCAGUGGGUUCUAACCAGUUGCAGCUUGACUGCAUCACCCCGAGGACUCCUGCUUCCCGUGAAGCUCUCUCAAGAGGGAGGCACUUCUCAGGGUUUGAGGUCAUCUGCUGUUAAACAGAAACUGCCCAUGUUGCACCUGACCCAAGCUGACAGUACUGGAUAACGCCUAGUGCCUUCUGGGGCUGGCUAAAAAAAAAUCCUGCGGUCUAAGUGGAAGCCCAGGUGGUCCAGUCUUCCUAUCCCAUCAUUCCUCUCUAAAAACAUACAUUUCAUCUGCCGUGGCAGGUGUUGGUCGUCUCUCACUGCCCAAACAACCAGAUUGGGUUCUUUUUCCACCCAGAUUUGACAUACAACCCUGUGUUUAGACUGCAAGGUCCUCAGAUGUAACAUCUUCACCAUACAGUCCUUCUACUUCAAGGUUCCAUACUCAAGAGGACUCUAUUUUCUCGUGCCCCAUUUCCUGUCUUAGCUUUAGUUCUGGUUUGAAGUGUAGACAGUGCUGACAAGCUGUGAUUUCCUUUCAACAAGUAAAACAGGUGAGAACACUUUGGCCUCAGGGCUCUGAAGUUCCAGGCUGCCUAAUGUCCAUGCUUGACAGCUGAGCCAGACCACCUCUACUGGUGAGACGUCUGGCAACAACACCUUACCUCCGUCUUCACGAGUGUUGUGACCAGGUUCACUCAGGCAUGUUUCAAAAUAGUCCUAGGAAAUGUUCUGACAAACGAAGGUGUCCUUGAGAGCAUCUGCCUCGUGUGUGCGCGUGUGUGCAUGUGCGUGUGCAUGUGCGUGUGCAUGUGCGUGUGGCCCUGCAUUGCAUCCUCAGCACCACUAAUAAGUGUCAAGAGAGGAUACCGAGAACUCAGGUUCCUUUUUACCAUAAGCCAGGUGAACUGCCAAUGACCUUAGGCCAACUGGAGAACCAGGUUAAACUUCAUGGUAGCUCAUUGUGCUUAUUAGCACCGCCCCCAAGAGGACAAAAGAGGAACCACAGGCUUAGACACCUGUCAUGACACACACCUGUGCAGAAGAGUGGGCAGCAAACAAGGAUGGAACAAAGCCUUCGUCUUCGAGGGCUCAACUGGAACAGAGGCACGCACCACAUCCAACAGACCCAAAGCUCAGCAGUGUACACGCUUCACCUGCUGCCAGCAGCAGCCGACACUGCAGUGUGAUGUGGUUCUUAACUGCAUGGUUGUGAAUCCUGACAAACCUGUGUCUCAACACAAUCGCCAUGUUCUUUAGAAGUCUCCCCGAAAAAUCUAUUUCAAAUUUCACCAGAAUCUAAAUGCUUAAUAAACUCAUGUUUCGGAACUUU